AUGGCGCCGCCUCGCCGACGCCACCUCUUCCUCAUCCUCGUCGCGGCCGCUGCUGCCUUCCUCUGCACGACGGUUCCCGCGGCGGCGCAGGGGUACUGCCGGGACUCGCUGGCCGGGCUGAAGGAGUGCGAGAGCUUCAUGUACGGCGGCGCGGCGGCGCCCUCUGCCGCGUGCUGCGCGGCGUACGAGGCCGCCUUCGACGCCGACCCCUUCUGCCUCUGCUACGUCGCGGACGGCACGUACGGGCGCGCCACCGGGUACGACGUCGACGUCGCCGACGGGCUCCAGAUCCCCGCCCGCUGCGGCCAGGCCCAGCCGCCCAUCGAGCUCUGCAACAUGGAAGGGCUGGUGCUCCCUCCCUACGCGCCGCAGGACACCCCGCCGGCUCAGCCUCCGGCGGCUGCAGACGCUUCGAAUGCGCAGCCGCCUUCAGCUUCAGGGUCGUCGUCGUUGCCCGUAGCGCCACCGACGUUCACCUCUCCACCGCCACCAUCCUCCGGAGCGCCAGAUCUGCUGCCAGAGCUUGUCAUACUUGUAGCCGCCGCCAUCAUCCUCCUGAAUUGCAUCUAG
Miscanthus lutarioriparius is the source of this 570-nucleotide messenger RNA. Lineage: Eukaryota; Viridiplantae; Streptophyta; Magnoliopsida; Poales; Poaceae. The record is from the annotation of a GenBank genome assembly.